AUGGAGUUGGCAAUCAAGUUAGGAUUAAGAAAUAAUAAAAAGGUGAAUUUCUAUAUUCCUAGAGUGGAAGAGUUUAGCUUUGAUGAUGACAUGAGUGUAGCUCCAUACAAUCUAGUGUCAGUCAUAAGUGCUAAAAGGAUGUUAAGGCGUGGCUAUCAAGGUUAUGUGGCACUAGUGAGGGACACAUUUGUUGAAAGUACUUGUGUGAAAAAUCACGACAAAUUAGUGACAUAUGCUUCAAGGCAGUUAAAGUGGCACGUGCAGAACUAUCCCACUCAUGAUUUAGAGAUGGCGGCUGUAGUUUUUACAUUAAAGAUUUGGAGGCACUAUCUGUAUGGUGAGUACCAUCCAAGAAAGGCAAAUGUGGUGGCAGAUGCCUUGAGCAGAAAAUCUUUUGGCAGUCUGGCACAUAUCUCAAUAGAAAGGAGACCAUUGAUUCAAAAGAUAUAUGAGUUGAUGGAUCAGGGUCUAAUUUUAGAUAUAUUAGAUGAGGGUGCACUAUUGGCACAUUUUAGAGUAAGUCUAGACCUACAGGAUAGAAUUAAAGUUGCUCAACACAGAGACCGACAAUUAAUGAUAAUUAUAGAGAGGGUGCAGCAAAGAGAAAAGUGUGAAUUUGGGUUUGAUAUAGAUGGUGCUCUUAUACAAGGCUUCAGGAUAUGUGUGCCAGAUGUGGACAACGUCAGACAUGAGAUUAUGUAG
This is a messenger RNA of Hevea brasiliensis (rubber tree), 702 nucleotides long. RefSeq lists its product as uncharacterized. The transcript is spliced from 3 exons. Bases 1 to 702 code for a protein of 233 amino acids. Lineage: Eukaryota; Viridiplantae; Streptophyta; Magnoliopsida; Malpighiales; Euphorbiaceae. The record is from RefSeq and is a predicted model, not a curated record.